AUGUCACUUUACCGGCAGUCCGUCUCUAGGACGAUUGUCAGGUCAUCUCUGAGGGACUUGAGAAUUACCCCGGCUCGUCGCCUCUUUACAAAGUCGGCGCCUCCGACGCGCACUCCCAUCCGAACAAGUGUAUACGCAACUGUCAUCGCCGUUUCAGCAGGGCUCUUUGCCGUCUACUAUUUUGAUGCUCGAUCUGCACUGCACCGCUACAUUUUCACACCAAUCUUGCGGUUUGCGCUUGAUGCAGAGACUGGUCACAAGUUCGCAGUCAAAGUCCUGAGAUCGGGGUUAGCCCCAAAGGAUCCCGUUCUGGAUGAUGCCAGGCUUAAUUGUCAGAUAUGGGGUCAAGAAGCUAGCAAUCCAGUCGGUCUCGCUGCCGGGUUCGACAAGGACGGUGAAGCUAUUGACGGCUUGUUUGAACUUGGGUUCAGUUGGGUAGAAAUUGGGAGUGUUACACCAAAACCUCAGCCUGGAAACCCCCGUCCUCGCGUCUUUCAUCUUCCAGAAGACUCUAGUUUGAUAAAUCGCUAUGGUUUCCCGUCUCAAGGCCACGCUUCAGUUCUUUCUAGAAUCCGAUCUCGAAUCCCCCCCUUCACAAGUGGUCCGAACCGAGCGUCGCUACGAGAAGGUUGCCUUCUUGCUGUCAACUUGGGCAAAAAUAAAGAAUCACCUGCAGACUCGAUCGACGAUUUUGUUACUGGCGUUCGUACGUUUGGCCCAUACUCUGAUGUCCUGGUGGUGAACGUCUCAAGUCCGAACACUCCUGGCCUCAGAGGACUACAAAAUCGCGAUGUUCUAGAGCGACUUUUAGACGGAGUAACCAAAGCUCGAGAUGAGCUUUCGCCCUCAGUAUUGACCUUUCGAAAACCAAAACUGGUCUUGAAAUUUGCCCCAGACCUCAACGAAUCGGAACUGGCUGACAUUGCGGAUGUCAUCAGAAACAGUAGCAUUGACGGAGUCAUUGUGAGCAACACAACCGUACAGCGACCCAAAAGCCUCGUAAAUCCGAACAAAAGUGAAAUGGGCGGUCUAUCAGGCCCUCCUGUCAAACCUCUUUCGUUAAAAGCCCUUCGUAUUUUGCGUGGCCACCUCCCAGCUUCCAUACCACUCAUUGGGUGUGGGGGUAUCUCUACAGGAGCAGAUGCUCUUGAGUUCGCCAAAGCUGGUGCCUCCAUGGUUCAAGUCUACACCGGCUUUGGAUACGAUGGGGUUGGAGCAUGCAGGAGAAUUAAGGAUCAGGUUGUGGAUGAACUUACCAGAGAAGGCAAGACGUGGAGCGAGGUUGUGAAUGAGGCCGUGGAUAAGCUGAGCUUGAAAGAGGCUGAGAAACCGACAGAAAUCGACCAAACGAGUGCUAUUUCUCUGCUGAUAGCAGAGGCUCAUGAGCUGAAGACGAUGCUCGACAAGCUUGGGGAUAAAAUGGGCGAGCAAGAUGCCAUUUCUAUUGGGAAAGAGAAUGGUCUUGCGGCGGCGGCGGAAGCGGCGGCUGAUACCACUUGA
Laccaria bicolor S238N-H82 is the source of this 1500-nucleotide messenger RNA. RefSeq lists its product as uncharacterized. Bases 1 to 1500 code for a protein of 499 amino acids. NCBI's taxonomy places the organism in Eukaryota, Fungi, Basidiomycota, Agaricomycetes, Agaricales, Hydnangiaceae. Gene Ontology annotation, biological process: pyrimidine ribonucleotide biosynthetic process; 'de novo' pyrimidine nucleobase biosynthetic process. The record is from RefSeq and is a predicted model, not a curated record. The transcript is spliced from 6 exons. Gene Ontology annotation, cellular component: cytoplasm; mitochondrial inner membrane. Gene Ontology annotation, molecular function: dihydroorotate dehydrogenase activity.